GAUUUUCCCUCCCUCUAUCCUCUGCACCAAAAAAUCAAUUAGGCGUUAGUCUUCUCAUUGAUCAAAAGUGAACAAAAAUCGACGAAGAUGGAGGUGGAUUGGACCCAACUGCCGCCAGAACUGGUGGAAACAAUCUCCAAAAAGCUCACAAUCUUCAGCGAUUACAUCUACUUUCGAGCAAUCUGUAGCAAUUGGCGGUCAUUUAUUCCAAAAAUCCCUAAUCACCUCCCUCCUCAGCUCCCUUGGCUCAUGCUUCCUCAAUCACAGCCCCACCAAUCACGUCGCGCCUUCUUCAAUCUCUCCACCGCCAAGCUCCACUUCCUCAACCUUCCAGAAGCCUCCCACCGCAAGCGCCACUGUGGCUCCUCUCAUGGCUGGCUCGUUAUCGUCGAUGAAACUCCUGCUGUUCUUCUGGUCAAUCCCCUGACACGUGUCAAAAUUAAUCUCCCUCCGUUAAUUACUUUUCCCAACGUGGUUAGUUUUAGUUAUUCUGAAAUCGGCAGAGAAUACACACUUUCGUCUUCUCUGGGUGACCGUUACAAACUUAAUUUAAGACAAAUGCGUGACGCCUUCAUUAAGAAAGUUGUUCUGUCUUCGAGUCCAGCCAAAGAUUCUGGUUUUAUUGCGGUUGCUAUUCUUAAUCGAACGGGUGAUUUGGCUUAUUGUAGAAAUGGAGGCCAGCCUUGGACAAUAAUUGAGGGCGCACAGUCUUAUUCUGAAGAUGUGAUAUAUAAGAAAGGAUUAUUUUAUGCAGUUGAUAAGGGCGGAUCAAUUGCAGUCUGUGAUGUUAGCGGCGAAGUACCUAGGGUUUCAGUUAUUCAGAUGCCAAGGCAAUUUGGAGGUGACAUGCAGUAUUUGGUUAGUUCAGAAGAUGAAUUGUUAUUAGUUACAAGAUAUUUAGGUCUUGAUUUUGAUUUUGAGCUUUAUCAGCCACAUUUGAUCUAUAGAACUAUAAGGUUUGAGGUUUUCAGGGUAAAUUGGAGUGGACCACAGUGGGAAAGAGUGAGAAGCUUGGGUGAUAAGGUGUUGUUUAUUGGAGAAAAUUCUUCUUUGGCUCUGUCAGCAUCUGAUUUUCCGGGCUGCAUUGGAGAUUGCAUAUAUUAUACCGAUGAUUACUCAGAGACUAACUAUGAUGAUGUUUAUGGAGAACAUGAUUUGGGAAUUUUCAAGUUAUGGGAUGGAAGCAUUGAGCCGUUGCCCUGUUACCCAAGGAAUUUACAUUAUCAGUUACAAUGGCCUCCACCGCUUUGGGUUACACCCAAUCCCUGCUGAUUUGGCUUGAAUGUAAGUUCAAAUAUCUGUGAUGAUGGCUUGAAUGUAAGUUCAAAUAUCUGUGAUGAUGGCUUGAAUGUAGAUUCAAAUUUGUUGAUUGGUGUGUAUUUCAAGAUGCAAGCAACUAGUUUCCCUGGUAUCAAGCUUGUUAUGUUUCGAUUAGUUGUGGACUCAUUGUCAAGGGUGUAUGUUUUUGAAAUUUAAACUCUGUUGAUACUGCUUCAUGUA
This is a messenger RNA of Pistacia vera, 1500 nucleotides long. RefSeq names its product F-box protein SKIP23-like. The record is from RefSeq and is a predicted model, not a curated record. The transcript has a single exon. Gene Ontology annotation, molecular function: protein binding. NCBI's taxonomy places the organism in Eukaryota, Viridiplantae, Streptophyta, Magnoliopsida, Sapindales, Anacardiaceae. The coding region runs from base 88 to 1272 and encodes 394 amino acids.